UCUCUUCCAUUGUCCUCACCCCUCCAUCUGGGUUCUCUUCUGCAGAUGGAAUUAGGGGGUUCACACCACCGCCCCCCCCAAAUCUCUCUCUCCUCCCCUCCACCUCUCUUCCACUGUCCUCACCCCUCCAUCCUUCUUUCAGGAGCUGAAAACAGUUUUGAGACGACGGAUCUGAAGUACGAGAACAUUUCCAACCCCUGGAGCCCCGGUGACUUCAUUGUCCAAUCCCGGUUGGACAGACGCCUGAGGACCAGUGAGAAGGCAGCCGCCUUCAGAUUCGGGGAGUCAUUGCCUCGGUACCUGAUGUUCAUGAACCCCAACAAGAAGAACAAGUGGGACCAUUACAGGAGCUACCGGAUCCAGUACAAUUCCCACGCCCACAGCGUGCUGCCACGGAAGUGGGACGCAGAGAGAGGAAUCGCCUGGUCCAGGUACAGCCUGGCGGUGACGCGGCACAAGGACUGGGAGCUGGCCAGUAACAGUAUGUACAUCCAGAACGACCCCUGGGAUCCCGUCACCUACUUUGAGAAUUUCAUCCGCAACAACGAGGACAUUGUCAACAAGGACCUGGUGGCCUGGGUGACCGUUGGAUUCCUCCACAUCCCCCACUCUGAGGACAUCCCCAACACUUCCACCCCAGGGAACUCAGUGGGAUUCUUCCUCCGACCCUUCAACUUCUUCGAUGAAGAUCCAUCGGUGGCCUCCAGGUCCACAGUCAUCGCGAGACCAACAGACAAGACCUUCAGUAAAGUGACCAUCAAACGCUGGACUCCGGACGUUGUUGGUCAAUGUGUGUCUGACAAACCCUUCCGUUACAAUGGCACCUACUUCUCCGACUGA
Staurois parvus is the source of this 840-nucleotide messenger RNA. The record is from the annotation of a GenBank genome assembly. NCBI's taxonomy places the organism in Eukaryota, Metazoa, Chordata, Amphibia, Anura, Ranidae.